Gymnogyps californianus (California condor) is the source of this 2427-nucleotide messenger RNA. RefSeq names its product extracellular leucine rich repeat and fibronectin type III domain containing 2 (gene ELFN2). Gene Ontology annotation, molecular function: protein binding. Gene Ontology annotation, cellular component: plasma membrane. Lineage: Eukaryota; Metazoa; Chordata; Aves; Accipitriformes; Cathartidae. The record is from RefSeq and is a predicted model, not a curated record. Bases 1 to 2427 code for a protein of 808 amino acids. The transcript has a single exon.
AUGAGGGCACCACUGCAGACCAUGAUGUGCCUGGGGUUGUGGGCAGCUGCCCUGCUCUGCUUGCUUUCCCCUGGCACCGUGCGAGGUGACUGCUGGCUGAUUGAGGGGGACAAAGGUUAUGUGUGGCUGGCCAUCUGCAGCCAGAACCAGCCCCCAUACGAGACCAUCCCCCAGCACAUCAACAGCACGGUGCACGACUUGCGUCUGAAUGAGAAUAAGCUCAAAGUGGUGCUGUACUCCUCCCUCAACCGCUUCGGCAACCUGACUGAUUUGAACCUGACCAAGAAUGAGAUCUCCUAUAUCGAGGAUGGGGCUUUCAUGGGCCAGUCAAACCUCCAGGUCUUACAGCUGGGCUACAACAAACUCACCAACCUGACAGAGGGCAUGUUGCGGGGCAUGGCCCGUCUCCAGUUCCUCUUUGUGCAGCACAACCUAAUUGAGCUCGUCACCCCUACUGCCUUCUCUGAGUGUCCCAGCUUGAUUAGCAUUGACCUGUCAUCUAACCGUCUCAGCCGCCUGGAGGGGAACACUUUCACCAGCUUGAGCAAUCUGAUGGUGUGCGAGCUGGCUGGCAACCCCUUCAACUGCGACUGUAGCCUCUACAGCUUUCUUAACUGGCUGGCACUCUUCAACAAUGUCACCAAGAACUAUGACCGGCUCCAGUGUGAGACUCCACGGGAGUUCGCUGGGUACCCGCUCCUGGUACCUCGGCCUCACCAUAACCGCAAUGCCAUCACCAUCUUUCAGUCCAUGUGCAGAGGUGGCACCAUCCCUUCCCUCUCCAGGGUCAAUCCCACCCCUUAUACCCCUGACUCCCAGCGAGACCUGGAUGAGGGCUCAGCCAUCAGCCCUGGGGACUUCCUCUCAGUCAAGCCUCCAGCCUCCUCCACCACUGACUCCUCCUUCAGUCCCAGCAUCAAGCUCCAUGAUGUCACCAUCACCUCAGCCAUCCUGAUGGUAACCAUCCCCAUGCCCUACAGCAAGAUGUAUGUGCUGGUCCAAUACAACAACAGCUACGUUUCUGACAUAGCAACACUGAAGAGCAAGAAGGAAUAUGUCACUGUCAACAAGUUGAAGGCCCACACUGAUUAUACUUUCUGUGUGGCCUCCAUCCGCAACAACAGGCGCUACAACCACACUUGCCUGACCUUUGCAACCCGGAGCAAAGGCAGGGAGGACCCUAUUUCCAGUACUUCCACCACCACACACUAUAUCAUGACCACCCUGGGUUGCCUCUUUGGGAUGGUCAUUGUCCUGGGGGUGGUGUACUACUGCCUACGGAAGCGGAGGAUGCAGGAGGAGAAACAGAAGUCCCUCAAUGUCAAAAAGACCAUUCUGGAAAUGCGUUAUGGAUCAGAUAUUGAUACCAGUACCAUGGUCCAUCCUUCCCAGAAGCUGGGUGAGCCACCAGUCAUCCCUGUCUCACGGAUGUCCUCCAUCCCUUCCAUGAUUGGGGAGAAGUUGCCCCCAUCAAAGUCGAUGGAGGCUGGGAUGGAGACUCCUAAAGUCACCACUAAAGGUAACUACAUAGAGGUGCGGACUGGUGGUGGGGAUGGGCUGGAGCGAACCCAGCGGGAUGAGGACCUGAGGGAGCUUGACAAUGGGCAAGGCUCAGCUGCUGAGAUCUCUACUAUAGCCAAGGAGGUAGACAAGGUCAACCAGAUCAUCAACAACUGCAUUGAUGCCCUCAAGUUGGACACAGCCUCCUUCCUGGGUGGUGGGACUGGUGUUGACUCAGACAUGGCCUUUGAGUGCCAGUCCAUCCCAGCCAGUUCCUCAGGUGGGCUAGAGCGGCCCAGCUUUCUUUCCCCACCCUACAAGGAAAGCUCCCACCACCCUUUGCAGCGCCAGCUCAGUGCUGAUGCUGCCGUGGCCAGAAAGACCUGCAGUGUCUCCUCUAGUGGCUCCAUCAAGAGCGCCAAGGUCUUCAGCUUGGAUGUGCCUGACCACCCACCACUCAGCAAGUCUGACUCCAAAUACAUUGAGAAGGGCAGCCCGCUCAACAGCCCUUUGGAUCGUCUUCCCUUGGUGUCCCCGGGCGCCAUCCACCACUUGGAGGUCAAGCCUUCCUACCAUUGCAGUGAGCACCGUCACUCCUUCCCGGCCCUGUACUAUGAGGAAAGUGCUGACACCUUGAGCCAGCGGGUGUCAUUCCUCAAGCCACUCUCCCGGUCCAAGCGAGACUCCACGUACUCCCAGCUCUCCCCCAGACACUACUUCUCAGGCUACUCCUCCAGCCCUGAGUACUCAUCAGAGAGCACCCACAAGAUCUGGGAGCGAUUCCGGCCUUACAAGAAGCACCACAGGGAGGAGGUUUACAUGGCGGCUGGGCAUGCCCUGCGGAAGAAAGUUCAGUUUGCCAAGGAUGAGGAUCUGCAUGACAUCUUGGAUUACUGGAAAGGAGUCUCUGCUCAGCAGAAGCUGUGA